Molecule: messenger RNA, 1809 nt
Organism: Miniopterus natalensis
Lineage: Eukaryota; Metazoa; Chordata; Mammalia; Chiroptera; Miniopteridae
Source: RefSeq, a predicted model, not a curated record
ACCAUCUUUGCCUAUAACUCCCCCUUUUUUUAUCCUUUGUUGAAGGCAUACAGAAAGUUAGCCAAGGAAUACCAUCCUGAUAAGAAUCCGAACGCUGGUGACAAAUUCAAAGAAAUAAGUUUUGCAUAUGAAGUGCUAUCAAACCCUGAGAAACGAGAGUUAUAUGACCGCUAUGGCGAGCAAGGUCUUCGGGAAGGCAGUGGCGGAGGUGGUGGCAUGGAUGAUAUUUUCUCCCACAUUUUCGGUGGGGGACUGUUUGGCUUCAUGGGCAAUCAGAGUAGAAGUCGAAAUGGCAGAAGAAGAGGAGAAGACAUGAUGCAUCCACUCAAAGUAUCUUUAGAAGAUCUGUAUAAUGGCAAGACAACCAAACUGCAGCUUAGCAAGAAUGUACUCUGCAGUGCGUGCAGCGGCCAAGGUGGAAAGUCAGGGGCUGUUCAGAAGUGUAGUGCCUGUCGGGGUCGAGGUGUUCGCAUCAUGAUCAGACAGCUGGCUCCGGGGAUGGUGCAGCAGAUGCAGUCUGUGUGUUCCGACUGCAAUGGAGAAGGAGAGGUCAUUAAUGAAAAGGACCGCUGUAAAAAAUGUGAGGGGAAGAAGGUGAUCAAAGAAGUCAAGAUUCUCGAAGUCCACGUAGACAAAGGCAUGAAACAUGGCCAGAGAAUUACGUUCACUGGGGAAGCCGACCAGGCCCCCGGAGUGGAACCAGGAGACAUUGUUCUUUUGCUACAAGAGAAAGAACAUGAGGUGUUCCAGAGGGAUGGCAACGAUUUGCACAUGACAUAUAAGAUAGGACUUGUGGAAGCCCUCUGUGGGUUUCAGUUCACAUUUAAGCACCUUGAUGGACGUCAGAUUGUGGUGAAAUACCCCCCUGGCAAGGUCAUUGAACCAGGAUGUGUUCGUGUAGUUCGAGGUGAAGGAAUGCCACAGUAUCGUAAUCCCUUUGAAAAAGGUGAUCUUUACAUAAAGUUUGACGUGCAAUUUCCUGAAAACAACUGGAUCAACCCAGACAAGCUUUCUGAACUAGAAGAUCUUCUGCCAUCUAGACCAGAAGUCCCAAACAUAAUUGGAGACACAGAGGAGGUAGAGCUUCAGGAAUUUGACAGCACUCGGGGUUCGGGAGGUGGGCAGAGGCGUGAAGCCUAUAAUGACAGCUCUGAUGAAGAAAGCAGCAGCCACCACGGACCAGGAGUGCAAUGUGCCCAUCAGUAAACUGCACACACUAGCACAGGUGGAUUCUUUCUCCACGUGUCCUGGUUUGUUUUCAGCGAUCCAGCUGGAGGGUCUGGUCAAUCCAAAUGAACUGAUGGACAUUUCUUGGUCUAUGUGUAACUUUUAAAGCUGGUAUAGUAUCUACAGAGUGUGUAAUUUAAACUAACCACAAAGCUCUACAUCUUCAUCUGACUGUUCUGUAGCAGAGUAAAGCACUUGAGAGGAAACAAGACUCUUUCACGUGAGUUACAAGUUUCAGCCCUGGCAUCCGUGCUGGUUUUUAUCGUUUCGUGUAGAUUUUUUUGUUUCAUAUUUGAAAUUCAAAGCCCACAUUGUAAAGUUUGUGUACAAUUUGUCCUGAAGCUUUGUGUUUGGCUGCACCUGCAUAAUAAGCUGCUACAAAUAGAAUAAAGAAUUUCAGAGCCUGUAUCUCUCGUUUAGGUGCAUGGGAAUGGGCUUUGCACACAGUGGGUUUGGAGCUGACUGGGAACAAUGGGAAUUACAUCAGCUGUGGCUGUCAUGUUGUUGGGUUUUUUCUUUUUCUUUUUUUAAUCAUCUUGUGAAAGGUUUCAAAACUCGAUAAUAAAGAGUUGGUGUAAAUUA